AUGACGCUCAACACUCGCAGUCACAUGCAUCACCACUACCAUCAUCAUCAUCAACAACAACAACAACAACAACAGCGCAUCAUCAAGCGUCAGUCUGCCUCCACCAUCGACAACUCGGCCAAAUGCCUUGCUGGUGGUCUCUACGUCGCUCCUGCCUCCGGUCAGCAAGUCCAAGUGACCAACGUCACCGAUAUUCGUUGGGAUCAAUCCUGUCUUGACAACACCGUCUCCAAGAUCGACAUCUAUGUCUACUCGCCGUCGAUGCCCAACCAGUUCCUUCCCAUCCACGUCUUUCAGGGUAUUCCCAAGUCUCAACAGCUAUACGAGACAAAGCUUGAUCCUCGUUGGUGGGGUCGUGAUCUCAGCCACAACUCUUCCGUGCCUGUCUCGUUCAACAUUGUCCCCGCCGGUAACGAGCCUUGGGAUUCGGGUAACCCUAUGGGCCCCACUUUCACUGCCAACUACGACGUCCCCAACCAGGGUGCUUCCAAAGCCGAGUCCUUCUUCGGCAAGCUCUCCAACUCGGUCAAGACUGCUUUCCUCGAAAAUGGUCACCUCACACCUGCUGGUAAGACCGCCGCGAUCGUCUGUCCUCUUGUUCUUUUCGCCGUCGCUUUCGGUCUCUUGAUCCGACGUCUCCACAUCAAGCGUCACAACAAGACCGUCGACUGGGCUGAUCACAUGGACAAGCGCAUGAGCAGGAUUUCCGUCGACUGGACCAGCGGUGGUGACGGUUCUGCCGGCCCCCUCCCGGCUACUCGUCCUGCCUCGUUUAUGUCGCGCCCUUCGCGUGACUUGGACGGCAACUACGCUGGCGCCCGUGUGCCCCGUCGGAUGGAGGACAUCACCCCCGUCUACGCUUCCGAAGCCGAGAUGCGCGAGGCUAUGCCCCGUGGUCUCUCCAUGUACGAGGAGGGCAACCGCACUUGGCGUAUCUCUUUUGCCGAUACUACUCGUGGUGACCGUGUCUCGCGCAUCAGCCAUGCCAACUCAAGCGAUGCUCAUGGUCCUAACUCGUCUCACUUGGCUCGCAUCGGUCAACAGGCCAACGCCCGCCGUUCGCAACUCGUCGAUUCGUACUAUGACCCCGAUGCGCCUGCCGUUCCUCAACUCAAUCCUCGUUACCGCCCUAGUCAGGACCACCGUCGUUCUCAGUUCUCGGAUGGUCUCGUCUACGCUGAAGCCGACGAGAUGCGUGAGCCUGAAGAAGAAGAUGAUGAUGAUGAUGUGCUCAUGAGUCCUACUCAGAACCAAGGUCCUCGUCCUCUCGGUGCCAAGGAUGUUGACCGUAUGCGACAAAGCCUGGACGCCAACGGCAAGCUUUCGAACCAAGAUGACGACGUCGUCAAGCGCAACUCGAUGCUCGCUUACCCUGCCUUGAGUAUGCUUCAGUCCGGACGAGAAGGCAGUGAGGGGGAGGAUAUGUUUGAACAAUACCCCAACCAAGCUCGUCGCACCUCCAACGGCAGUCAGCACUCCUACUUGGACCACCAACACUACCAGCACCCGACCGGCCGUGUUUCGGCACAGACUGGCAUGGCACCUCCUUCCAACUUUGCUUCGCCCGAUGAAGCAAUGAAGCACUACGCUUCGCUUCGUGCUGGCGCCAACUCGGCUAUGGGCGAGUCGCCAAAUGUGCAAAGCUCUAGGUCCUUGUACACGCCAGAUGCUGCUGCUAAUCACCGAGGUCACCAGAGCGUUGCAGGUUCAUCGCUCAACGAAGAAGAGGUGGUCGGCUACAAUGAGAUGAUUGACCACGGCAACCAGUCUCGUUAA
Molecule: messenger RNA, 1776 nt
Organism: Ustilago hordei
Lineage: Eukaryota; Fungi; Basidiomycota; Ustilaginomycetes; Ustilaginales; Ustilaginaceae
Exons: 1
Coding region: 1-1776 (591 amino acids)
Source: RefSeq, a predicted model, not a curated record